AUGCUACACGAACUUCUACUGGCACUAUUGGGGUACACAGGAGACCUAAUUGUUGAUGAGAGAGAGCAUCAAUUAUCUGUUGGAUUGUCUCCUGAUGAAUCCAUCUCCGAUCGAUGUACAUUCAAGCUUGCUUCCGAUAUAUCUUUUAUUGAGCCCAGCGAAAGGGAUAUUAUUGAGAAGAUGAUUACUUUGGGGUUCUAUUAUCGUGAACUUGAUCGGUUUGCUACCAAGUCCCGAAAUUUAAGUUGGAUAAGGUCUGGGAAUGAGGCUCCUAUGUCACGCACUUCUGUGUUACUGAAAGAGAAGAUGGAGAAUCAGAGUGUUUAUAGGAGGGCCAUUGCUAAUGGCAUAGUGGAAGUUCUUUCUGUUUAUAGAUCUGCUGUUUUGCAUAUGGAGCAGAAGUUGCUAUCAGAUCCUCUUCCCAUCUUAGCAACAAUUAGUCAAGGCCUGAACAAGUUUUUUGUUCUUUUGCCACCUCUAUAUGAGCUUAUUCUAGAGAUUGAGCGUGAUGGCAUUUGUGGAGGCCGACUUCUCAAUCUUCUGCACAAACGAUGCCACUGUGGGGUGCCAGAGUUGCAGACAUGCACUCGGAGACUUCUUUGGCACGGACAUCAGGUCAUGUACAAUCAACUUGCUUCCUGGAUGGUGUAUGGCAUUCUUCACGAUCAAUAUGGAGAAUUUUUCAUCUGCGAGCAAGAAGGAAACUUGGAGCGUGACUCAUCCCAUACAAACAUGACUGAGAAGUUAGCACGCAUGUCAGUUAAUGAUGGAUCUUUAAGUGAUUGGCACUUGGGAUUUCAUAUCUCCUUGGAUAUGUUGCCGGAAUAUAUUCCAAUGCACGUGGCAGAAUCCAUUCUUUUUGCUGGAAAAGCAAUCAGGGUUCUUCGUAAUCCAAGUUCCGCCUUCCGGUCCGUAGAUGCAUUGUCUCAUCAGGCAAGACAUAAAAAAUUGAUGGGGGAUGAACUACUGCCACAAUCAGAGGCUGAUAAGAUUGAAUCGAUGCUUAAAAAUCUGAAGGAAUCAUCUGAGUUCCACAAAAGAUCAUUUGAGGGAGCUGUUGAUUCAAUCAGGGCUAUUGCUGCAAGUCAUCUUUGGCAGCUUGUGGUUGUGCGUGCUGAUCUAAAUGGGCAUUUGAGGGCCAUCAAAGAUUACUUUCUUCUAGCAAAAGGUGAUUUCUUCCAGAGUUUUCUUGAGGAGAGCCGUCAGUUGAUGCGUUUACCCCCUCGGCAGUCAACUGCUGAAGCUGACCUUAUGGUUCCAUUCCGGCUGGCGGUAACAAAGACUAUCAGUGAUGAUGAUAAAUUUUUUUCAAGAGUGACGUUGCGGAUGCCCGCUAUUGGGACUAACAUUAAAUCUUCCAAAAUCGAUGUAUCAAAGUCCAAGUAUGCUGAUGGCGAUUCGAGUGUGCUAUCUGAUUCUUUGCUGGAGAUGUCUCUAGAUGGCUGGGAUGGUAUUGCCUUAGAAUAUUCUAUUGAUUGGCCCUUGCAGUUGUUCUUCACACAAGAAGUUCUCUCAAGGUAUCGUAGGAUCUUUCAGUAUUUACUCCGAUUAAAGCGGACACAAAUGGAAUUGGAGAAGUCAUGGGAAUCGGUAAUGCAGCAAGAUCACUCAAAUUUUUCUAAACGCCAUACUGAACGUGUAAAUGGCUCCACAUCUCAACAGAGACGGCAAUGCUUUAGACCUAUGUGGCGGGUUCGAGAGCACAUGGCAUUCUUGAUUAGAAAUCUUCAAUUCUAUAUCCAGGUGGAUGUGAUAGAAUCGCAAUGGAAUGUAUUACAAACUCAUAUAGAGGAAUCACGCGAUUUUGCAGAGUUGGUAGACUUCCAUCAAGAAUACUUGUCAGCAUUGAUAUCGCAAUCAUUCCUAGAUAUUGGUUCCGUAUCAAGAAUAUUAGACGGAAUCAUGAAGCUUUGCUUGCAGUUUUGCUGGAAGAUCGAGAACCAGGAAAGCAAUGCAAGCACCAUUGAACUCGAACGUAUAACUGAGGAAUUCAACAAGAAGUCAAAUUCCUUGUACACGAUAUUGCGUAGUAGCAGGCUCGCGGGCAGUCAGAGAGCCCCUUUUCUAAGGCGUUUUCUUUUGCGUCUAAACUUCAAUUCCUACUUUGAGCAAACCGCCCAAGGAGUUAUGAAUGUCAUCCGGCCACGCUCAACAAUCCCGGUCCUGAAACGGUGAUAUGCAAACAGGUACCGGCAUUUGUUACAAAAAUUAAAAUACUUAUUCUAUCGUAUAAAGAUCGCAAUUAGGGCACGGUUUUAGGGAAGUAAUUCUAAGUUGAUUGUAAUGAUUACAACAUAGGAACAAGUAAUUGUAACUUGAAAUCUUUCUAAAUAUAGAAAUGGUAUCAUUUUCAUGGGAUUCUAAAGGCCAAAAUGUUGGUGUGAUGUAAUAGGUUAUGUGUAUUCAUAUGAAGAAAUU
Cynara cardunculus var. scolymus (artichoke) is the source of this 2418-nucleotide messenger RNA. RefSeq names its product gamma-tubulin complex component 4-like. Bases 1 to 2175 code for a protein of 724 amino acids. The transcript is spliced from 16 exons. Gene Ontology annotation, molecular function: gamma-tubulin binding; microtubule minus-end binding. NCBI's taxonomy places the organism in Eukaryota, Viridiplantae, Streptophyta, Magnoliopsida, Asterales, Asteraceae. Gene Ontology annotation, cellular component: equatorial microtubule organizing center; gamma-tubulin complex; centrosome. Gene Ontology annotation, biological process: microtubule nucleation; cytoplasmic microtubule organization; spindle assembly. The record is from RefSeq and is a predicted model, not a curated record.